Messenger RNA from Serendipita indica DSM 11827, 1467 nucleotides. The record is from the annotation of a GenBank genome assembly. Lineage: Eukaryota; Fungi; Basidiomycota; Agaricomycetes; Sebacinales; Serendipitaceae.
AUGCCAAAAGUCGAAGUUAAACCAGAUGUGGUUGCCAAUCCAGAUCUCGUGUUGAACAGGCCUGACCCAUUGGAGAAACCGCCAGUUCAGGUGGUCGUCCAGACUGAAGAAGUGCCAAUGGACCCUCUAUAUCCGCCUGAGAACCCAUUCUCAGAUCACGCGUCUAUUGCGACUGCUUCAGACCGCGCAACCAACGUUAUACCCAUCGGCAUCGUCACCCCAAGCUCUGCUAGUGUCGCACUCUCACACGCCGAAAGCACUCAGACGGCCAUCACGCCUUCUUCCAUCGCCACUACAACCUUUAGUGCUCAACAAGCAUCCGAUAGCCCUUAUCGUCAAGGGCCUGCUGGUCCCAUCCGUCCGCAGCGAGGCCCCGAAAUUGACAUGCGCCUGGAUUUAUCACGACCUACCUCCGAGCUGCUGCUGCCACCCAAAAUUCCUUAUGCGCCCAGCUCACGAUCUGGUGCUUCUGGUGUCUCUGGCGUCUCCUCACGUGCCUCGACAAUCUCGACCUCGAGCUCGUUCCUCAACGAGGCUCCGCAGAUUGUCACACCAAAACAGGCCACGUUCCGACAAGUCCUCGGCGUUCAAAAGGCCGAAGUCGUCAAACUGUCCUCAAGCCCGUCAUCCCCCACCGCGUCGCUCAAGUCGCAUCUUUCUACCUCGACGUUGGGCAAACCUACACGAUCACCGUUGAGCCAACAAGCAUUUGAUGCCGGCGACGCAAAUGGUGCGCUGGAUCAGGGCUCUGUUGAUCCGUUUGUGGACCAAAGGGACUCGGACGUCAUGUCGACCUUUAGUGACAUGCGCUCGCCCGUAGACUGGAGCUCAGACCGACCAAUGAGUGCAAUGUCCAACGCCGAGUCGAUUGCCAACAUUGCAAGCGCCCAACGAGUGCAAUUGGUUCGACCAAUGGCACGAGGUGUGGCAGAGACACGCGCGCUGCUGGCACCACCUAGUCCGUCCACGGCUACACCUAGAGCUGCAGAUUUCCGUUCUGCUGGACAGCUUUCGCCUCCUGCGCAAGCAAUCCCGCGCUCGUUUGACGAAGAUCAACGAAUGUCGCUAUCGUCUGUCGCACUUACCAACCGCACCUCGACAACAGACUCGAUUCUCGAAGCCUUUCCCUUUGUCCCUCCCUCGCCCAUCUCGAUGCAUCACAGCCAGCCUAAUACCCCGAUGCAACGGAGUUUCCAACAGCAACAACAAGCGGGCCCGACACACGUCCCUUCUGAUCACCGUCCCGGAAGGGCAACCCUCGGAAUGUCGACUGCGUCCGCCGUCUCCUCUGGGCUCGGACAGUUCCCGUUCCAGAUUGAUCGUGCUAGCGUAAGCGGCUCGUCGGAUCGUGAUGCACGGGCGAGCCUUGAUACGGUUGUGUUGAGUCGCGACGUGGCCGAAUACCCGCUACCCUUUGCGGGUCCCAACACUCCUACUGCGUCACAUCCAGACCAGAAGCGUGGUUAG